Staurois parvus is the source of this 1976-nucleotide messenger RNA. The record is from the annotation of a GenBank genome assembly. NCBI's taxonomy places the organism in Eukaryota, Metazoa, Chordata, Amphibia, Anura, Ranidae.
AUGGAUGCCACUGUGAUUUUACCAAUACUAAAAAAGAAAUUGGCUUUCCUUUCAGGAGGAAAGGAUAGAAGAAGCGGCCUCAUUCUGACAAUCCCACUGUGUUCAGACCAGACAAAUAUGGAUGAGCUGAGUGUUACCCUGGACUACCUACUAAGCAUCCCAAGUGAUAAAUGUAAAGCCCGGGGUUUACGGUAAUUGUGGAUGGAAGGAAAUCACAGUGGAAUGUAGUAAAGACUGUAGUUGUCAUGCUCCAGAAUGUUGUACCAGCUGAAGUGUCUCUAGUUUGUGUUGUUAAGCCGGAUGAGUUCUGGGAUAAGAAAGUGACGCACUUCUGUUUCUGGAAAGAGAAGGACAGACUAGGCUUUGAGGUUAUUCUAGUGUCUGGGAACAAGCUUACCCGAUACAUAGAACCUUCACAGCUCACAGAGGAAUUUGGAGGAAGCCUUACCUAUGACCACAUGGACUGGUUGAAUAAAAGGCUUGUAUUUGAGAAGUUCACAAAAGAAUCAACAUCAUUGCUGGAUGAACUUGCUGUUAUCAACAAUGGGAGCGAUAAGGGAAAUCAGAACGAAAAAGACAGGUCAAUGGAUUUCAAUUAUCUUCCCUCUGUUGAUCCAGAAACUGUUCUACAAACAGGUCACGAGUUGCUUUCUGAACUCCUCCAGCAGCGGCGGUUCAAUGGGUCAGAGGGAGGCGUUUCAUGGUCUCCAAUGGAUGAUGAGCUUUUGGCUCAACCUCAGGUUGUCAAACUUCUCGAUUCCCUGCGAGAGCAAUACACUCGUUACCAGGAGGUGUGCAGGCAGCGCAGUAAGCGCACACAGCUUGAUGAGAUCCAGCAAAAGGUUAUGCAGGUUGUAAACUGGCUGGAAGGACCUGGGUCAGAACAGCUGAGAACCCAGUGGGGAAUUGGAGAUUCCAUAAGAGCAUCUCAAGCCUUACAACAGAAGCACGAGGAGAUUGAGAGUCAGCACAGUGAAUGGUUUGCUGUGUAUGUGGAACUGAACCAGCAGAUUGCCGCACUCCUAAAUGCUGGAGAUGAGGAGGAUCUGGUGGAGCUGAAGGGUUUGCAGCAACGACUCAGUGAUGUCUGUUACAGGCAGGCCAGCCAGCUAGAAUUUCGACAGAACCUUUUACAGACGGCACUAGAAUUUCAUGGUGUGGCCCAAGAGUUGUCACAGCAAUUAGAUGGCCUGCUGGGGAUGCUGUGUGUUGAUGUGGCCCCUACAGAUGGAGCAGCAAUUCAACAAACAUUAAAACUGCUUGAGGAGAAGCUGAAAAGUGUUGAAACUGGUCUUCAAGGCCUACGUGAGAAAGGUCAGAGUCUACUUGAUCAAAUUUCAAAUCAAGCUUCUUGGGCCUAUGGGAAGGAUGUCUCCGGUGAAAACAAGGAAAAUGUAGAUCAUAUUCAGGGAGUAAUGGAGGACAUGCAGAUGAGGAAGCAGAGGUGUGAAGAUAUGGUGGACGUUCGACGGUUAAAAAUGUUACAGAUGGUCCAGCUGUUUAAAUGUGAAGAAGAUGCAGCACAAGCAGUAGACUGGUUAAACGAAUUACUGGAUGCCUUGUUAAAGACCCACGUGAGACUGGGAGACGACAGUCAAGAAACAAAAAUUUUGAUAGAAAAGCACCGAAAAUUUGUGGAUGUAGCCCAGAGUACAUAUGAUUAUGGGCGACAGUUACUGCAAGCCACAGUUGUAUUGUGUCAGUCUCUGAGGUGUACAUCAAGGUCAUCAGGGGACACACUUCCGAAACUUAACAGAGUAUGGAAGCAGUUUACGAUAACCUCAGAAGAGAGGGUUCACCGGCUGGAAAUGGCACUCGCUUUUCACUCUAACGCUGAAAAGAUCUUACAAGAAAGUCAGACCUUCCCGAAUCAGUGCUGGAUUUUGAACAAUUUGAUGAAGUUGAAGCUGUUGGGAAAUCGUUGCUGGACAGAUUAACAGUGCCUGUAAUUUAUCCUGAUGGGUAUGCCAUUUUUU